Molecule: messenger RNA, 1330 nt
Organism: Zeugodacus cucurbitae (melon fly)
Lineage: Eukaryota; Metazoa; Arthropoda; Insecta; Diptera; Tephritidae
Product: gram-negative bacteria-binding protein 2
Exons: 5
Coding region: 92-1264 (390 amino acids)
Biological process (GO): carbohydrate metabolic process
Molecular function (GO): hydrolase activity, hydrolyzing O-glycosyl compounds
Source: RefSeq, a predicted model, not a curated record
UUGAAUUCUCCGUCAGUUUGAGAAUAUUAUUUGCUCAGUUGAGUCCAAUUAUUUUUUAUACUGUCAGUUCAGAGUGUUUUAGAAGGAAAAAAUGCGGUUAUUUCUCUUAAAUAUAUCAUUCUUAUGGCUAUGCUGUUAUGGAGAACUUAGUGUGAUGGCAGAUGUUGUAGUAGAUAUUUUAAUUGACGGUUACAAAGUCUUAAUACUGGAUCAAAUAAACGAUACCUCAGACCCACAAAGGAUAAUGAAUGUGGAUAAGCAGAGCGAAACCAAAGUCAUUAUUAACCAAAAACCGUCCAAUACAACAUUUAAACCGAACGAAUUAAUUUUCGAAGAGCUUUUCGAGACAUCAACAUUAACGAAUUGGACUUACGAUAAGUUUAUACAUUCAAAUGCCAUUGGAGAUCAGUCGGGGGAUUUUACAGCGUUGUCUGAUGAUAAUCAAAAUUUAUAUGUUUCUAAUGGGAAACUGUUUAUAACACCAACAAUAUCGAGGAAUGGACUUGGUAGUAGAUUUGUAGUCUCUGGUUGUAGAAGGCCUGCUUGCUAUGAAGACAAUGAUUUUACUUGCAAAUAUGAAAAAAGUAAUAAAAGGGCAUACGAAUAUCCCGCACCAGUAAACUCGGCGAGAAUCAGCACAAAUGGGACAUUCAGUUUCACAUAUGGACGUAUUGAAAUCAAUGCAACACUGCCUAACGGUGAUUGGCUAUUCCCCUAUAUUAUGCUUAUGCCCGACAAACUCAAUUGUACUAUGCGCAAGCAACUCCGUAUAGCUUUUGCCACGUCAGUAGACCUUGAAAAUAAUCAUUUACGUGGUGGCCCUGUAAUAUUACAAGCACGAGAGAAUACACAAUCCGCAAAACUAUAUUUUACUCGUUUAAGUCACAUGGCCCUCAAUAUGAAUUUCAAUGUAGAUGGCUUUCACAACUUCACCAUGGUAUGGACUUCAAAAGGAAUGAGUUGGUAUGUCGAUGGACAACUGUACGGUUGGUUGUUAAACAACGGGGAUUAUGCAGAACCUUAUCAUAUCGUUUUGGGCGUUGGAGCUGGAGGAGAUCUUGAAUUUGAGGAUACGACAUCCAAACCAUGGCAAAAUGGAGAUAUUCACGCAUUUACUUUAUUCCAUCGAAGUUUUACAGGUUGCUGCGCACGUCAGAGUUACAGAAAGUCAUGCGUUGAGAAUAAAAAAGAAAGAAUGUGCAGCAUUGCGUGGGGACCGCGGGCAACCAUGGUUGUGAAAUCCGUACGAGUUUAUGCAAUAUAAUAUAAUACCAAGAAAAUAUGAUAUUAUAUUUUGCGCAAAAAGUGAAAUAAAAGAUAAUUUCAAUUA